ACAGGCAUUUGGGUAGGCUCCUGCCGCGGGCAAAGACCAAGAUCCAAGAUGGCGGCGCCCAUCUUGCGCGGUCUAUCGCUCCGUGUGGCUGUGGCCGGCCUGCGGCCUCCGGAACCUCUCCUCACCGUCCGGGCAUCUUACAACGCGCGACGCUUGGGUCUGGACCUCAGUGGCUUUUACUUGCCACAUGCCGGGAGCCCGGAGUGGCAGCGGGGGGCGCGGGCCCAGCGGAAACGUUACGGCCGCUGGGGUAGCGCGUCCGGCGUGUCGGCCGCCUCCCUGUGGCCAGAGGCUGCGUUGGUGGCCCAGCACCAGGCCGAGUGGGAGCCCAGCCUGCAGCAGAUGUUGAGCAACCUCCGCACCAAGGAGCUGGAGCGGGAGAAAAAGAAGCGAGAGAGGCAGAAGCUGAUUGCGGCCAACAUGGCCAAGAUGCCCAAGAUGGUUGAAGACUGGCGGAAAGAAAAACGCGAGCUGAAGAUGAAGCAGAGGGAGGAGAAGGCCAGGCGGGAGCGUCUGCUUACAGAGGCUAGGGAACGUUUUGGCUACAGCAUCGACCCCCGGAGCUCCAAGUUUCAGGAGAUGGUGAAGGAGUUGGAGAAGGAGGAGAAGAAGAAGCGUAAAUUGUUGAAAAUACGAAAGAAAGAGGAGACUUCUGGGAGUGAUGUAGCAGCAGGCACCUCUUAAACUGCUCAUUUAUAUUGCUAGGACUUGACACUGCUGAAAUUCAUUAAACUGACUGAACAGACUUAAUGAAACGUGGUGACUUUAAUGUGUUUAAAAUAUUCCAUUCUGAGUGAUCCCAGGUCAUCUAUCGAAUUUUUAUUUGCCCUCGAUCAUUAACAAGGUCACAUCUAUUGCCGGUAUACUGUGACAUUUGGAGGCUGCUGUCUUUACAUCUUCAUUUUAUUUGUAGGAGUGACUGUCAAGUGAUCUUAAACUAUUAAAGAGUUAACCAUCUAA
Molecule: messenger RNA, 960 nt
Organism: Stegostoma tigrinum
Lineage: Eukaryota; Metazoa; Chordata; Chondrichthyes; Orectolobiformes; Stegostomatidae
Gene: gadd45gip1
Product: growth arrest and DNA-damage-inducible, gamma interacting protein 1
Exons: 2
Coding region: 49-684 (211 amino acids)
Cellular component (GO): nucleus
Source: RefSeq, a predicted model, not a curated record